Molecule: messenger RNA, 252 nt
Organism: Brenthis ino (lesser marbled fritillary)
Lineage: Eukaryota; Metazoa; Arthropoda; Insecta; Lepidoptera; Nymphalidae
Source: the annotation of a GenBank genome assembly
AUGCCUGGCAACAAAGUGGUAGCGAUGAAGACCUUAAGCAUUAUAGAACUGCCAAAGAAAACGGCUAAGCGAGAAGUUGCAUGUGCCAGAGCAUACCGUGACGAUAAUUUUUAUAGCAAGCUAGAGAAGGCUAAAGAUGAUAGAGAACUUUUCAGAACUGCAAGGCAUAGAUCCGCACACAAGCUGCAUGGAUGUUCGCUGCAUCAAAUAUAUCGAAAACAAAAAAGGACAGCCGACCAGCAAUCCACCAUA